Molecule: messenger RNA, 10607 nt
Organism: Alligator sinensis (Chinese alligator)
Lineage: Eukaryota; Metazoa; Chordata; Crocodylia; Alligatoridae
Gene: SPECC1L
Product: sperm antigen with calponin homology and coiled-coil domains 1 like
Exons: 19
Coding region: 297-3704 (1135 amino acids)
Biological process (GO): actin cytoskeleton organization
Cellular component (GO): filamentous actin; microtubule organizing center
Molecular function (GO): protein binding
Source: RefSeq, a predicted model, not a curated record
UCAUCCGGGAACACGUCCGACAGCAGGGACGGCUCGGCAGGCCGUCCGGCUGUCCUAAGGAUUUGUUAGGGUCACCCUUGAACCAAGUGCAUGAUUAUGGGGAUCAAGGAGUCUGAAAGCUGCUUGAUUCACAGUAUCAUUGCUGACAAAGCAGAAUAUCAGCCAGAUAACUGUUUGAAUUUAUACUGUACAGCUGUUUGCUCCGGGUCUUGAACAGUGUGUGCGCUAUUGGAAGAGAAACAUCUGGAAAAGGGCUCAGAUUUGUUUGUAAAUGCAUCACAAACAGGCAGCCCAGAAUGAAGAAAGCAAGCAGGAGUGUUGGCUCAGCGCCCAAAGUGCCCGGAAUAAAUAAAACUCAAACAGUUGAAAAAGUGAAACCAGAAAACGGCUCCUCAGUGUCUGCAGUAACAAAACUCUCAAAAACUGGGACAUCAACCUCUCUGUUGAAGACAAAAAGUAAUGAUGACCUUUUAGCUGGGAUGGCUGGUGGUGGGGUGACUGUGACCAAUGGUGUGAAAGCAAAGAAGAGCACCUGCACAUCUACAGUGCCUUCAGCUUCAGGGACCACCAUGAAUAACCUGGAGAAUAAACCCAAGACUAUUACAGGUACAACUUCCACAACCAAGCGUAGCACUUCAUCUGGAAAUAAGGAAUCUAGCUCUUCUAGAGAGAGAAUACGUGAUCGUUCCCGUCUAAACCAGAGCAAAAAGCUGCCUUUAAUGGGGCAGGGGACUAAUGAUACAGUACUGGCAAAACGCUCUCGAAGUCGUACUAAUCCAGAAUCCGAUGUUCGUAUGAGCAAGUCCAAGUCGGACAAUCAGAUCAGUGACAAAGCUGCUUUAGAAGCUAAAGUGAAAGAUCUUCUGACUUUAGCAAAAACUAAAGAUGUAGAGAUUUUACACUUAAAGAAUGAACUCAGAGAUAUGCGUGCUCAACUGGGCCUUAAUGAAGAUCAGUGUGAGAGUGAUGAAAAGACUGAGGAAAAAGAGGCUGUUGUUGUUCACCAGCCAACUGAUGUGGAGUCUACAUUGCUACAGUUACAAGAACAAAACACUGCCAUCCGAGAAGAGCUCAAUCAGUUGAAGAAUGAGAAUCGAAUGCUAAAGGACCGAUUAAAUGCUUUGGGCUUUUCUUUGGAGCAAAGGCUGGAUAACUCUGAAAAACUUUUUGGUUACCCUUCUUUGAGCCCAGAAAUUGCAACUAGUAACCACAGUGAUGGUGGUGGUACUCUUACAUCUUCAGUGGAAGGUUCUGCUCCUGGAUCAAUGGAAGAUUUGUUGAGUCAGGAUGAAAACACUUUGAUGGAUAAUCAACACAGUAACUCCAUGGAUAACUUAGACAGUGAAUGUAGUGAAGUUUAUCAACCACUUACAUCAAGUGACGAUGCCUUAGAUGCUCCCUCAUCUUCAGAGUCUGAAGGUGUGCCAAGCAUAGAAAGGUCUAGGAAAGGAAGCAGUGGUAAUGCCAGUGAAGUGUCUGUAGCUUGUCUAACAGAACGAAUACACCAGAUGGAAGAGAACCAGCAUAGUACAGCUGAGGAGCUUCAAGCAACACUUCAGGAACUUGCAGAUUUACAACAAAUAACUCAAGAACUGAAUAGUGAAAAUGAAAGACUCGGAGAAGAAAAGGUAAUUCUUAUGGAGUCCUUAUGCCAACAAAGUGACAAGCUAGAGCACUUCAGCCGACAGAUUGAGUAUUUUCGUUCCCUCUUAGAUGAACACCACAUCUCUUACGUUAUUGAUGAAGAUAUGAAGAGUGGACGCUACAUGGAAUUAGAGCAACGUUACAUGGACCUUGCAGAGAACGCCCGUUUUGAACGAGAGCAACUGCUGGGUGUUCAGCAACAUCUGAGCAACACUCUCAAGAUGGCAGAACAAGAUAAUAAAGAGGCCCAAGAAAUGAUAGGUGCGCUAAAGGAACGCAACCACCACAUGGAGCGAAUUGUUGAGUCAGAGCAAAAAACCAAGACUGCACUAGCAGCCAACUUGGAUGAGUAUAAAGCUACAGUAGCCAGUGAUCAGAUUGAGAUGAACAGGCUAAAAGCUCAGUUGGAGCAUGAAAAGCAAAAAGUGGCUGAGUUGUACUCCAUACACAACUCUGGGGAUAAAUCGGAUAUACAAGAUUUGCUGGAGAGUGUCAGACUGGAUAAGGAAAAAGCAGAAACCUUGGCCAGUGGUCUACAGGAAGAGCUGGCACACACUCGCAAUGAUGCCAAUAGAUUGCAGGAUGCAAUUGCUAAGGUUGAAGAUGAAUACAGGGUCUUCCAAGAAGAAGCCAAGAAGCAAAUUGAAGAUCUCAAUAUGACUCUAGAAAAGCUUCGGACAGAGCUAGAAGAGAAGGAGACUGAAAGAAGCGACAUGAAGGAAACGAUCUUUGAGUUAGAAGAUGAAGUAGAACAACACCGAGCUGUGAAACUUCAUGACAAUCUCAUCAUAUCUGACUUGGAAAAUACAGUUAAAAAACUUCAGGACCAAAAGCAUGAUAUGGAGAGAGAAAUAAAGAAUCUUCACAGGAGGCUCCGGGAAGAGUCUGCUGAAUGGCGCCAAUUCCAAGCUGAUCUACAGACUGCAGUGGUCAUAGCAAAUGAUAUCAAAUCUGAAGCCCAGGAGGAGAUAGGAGACUUAAAGCGUAGACUGCAUGAAGCUCAGGAGAAAAAUGAGAAGCUCACUAAGGAGCUAGAAGAAAUAAAAUCUCGCAAGCAGGAAGAGGAACGUGGCCGAGUAUACAAUUAUAUGAAUGCUGUAGAGAGAGAUCUGGCAGCGCUCAGACAAGGAAUGGGGCUGAGUCGCAGGUCCUCCACCUCCUCAGAGCCAACUCCUACUGUAAAAACACUCAUCAAAUCCUUUGACAGUGCCUCGCAAGUUCCAAGCCCAGCCACAGCCACAAUUCCUCGCACCCCGCUCAGUCCAAGCCCCAUGAAAACACCCCCUGCAGCUGCAGUUUCCCCUAUGCAGAGGCAUUCUAUAAGUGGACCAAUAUCAACUUCCAAACCCCUUACUACUCUGACAGACAAAAGACCAAGCUACGCAGAAAUCCCGGUUCAGGAACAUUUGUUGAGGACAUCCUCUACCAGCAGACCAGCCUCGUUGCCAAGAGUACCUGCUAUGGAAAGUGCCAAAUCUAUCUCAGUGUCACGACGAAGCAGCGAAGAAAUCAAGCGAGACAUUAAUGCACCUGAUGGAGCAUCUCCAGCCUCUCUCAUGGCGAUGGGUACCACCUCACCACAACUUUCCCUCUCUUCCUCUCCCACAGCAUCUGUCACCCCCACAACACGAAGCCGAAUAAGUGCCUGCAGAAAGACAUGCCUCAGUCACACUACCACAAGGGUGUUAAUGGAAGAAAGGAAAGACCCUUUAUCUGCCCUGGCAAGAGAAUAUGGAGGCUCCAAAAGAAAUGCCUUGCUGAAGUGGUGCCAGAAGAAAACAGAAGGAUAUCAGAACAUUGACAUCACAAACUUCAGCAGCAGCUGGAACGACGGUUUGGCCUUCUGUGCAGUCCUCCAUACUUACCUCCCAGCCCACAUUCCCUACCAAGAGCUGAACAGCCAGGACAAGAGGCGGAAUUUCACUCUGGCUUUUCAAGCUGCUGAAAGUGUUGGCAUCAAGUCCACUCUGGACAUCAAUGAAAUGGUGCGAACUGAGCGUCCUGACUGGCAGAAUGUCAUGAUGUAUGUUACAGCAAUUUACAAAUACUUUGAAACCUGAAACCCUGGUAAUUCAAGAGAUUUGCAGAGUGGAGCCAACUCUAGCUACCAGAUGGAAACCUGACUGAAAUGCUAAUCCCAGUUUCAUUGAAAACUGGCAACAUUCACAUCUCUCUAACUUCAGUGACACAAUCAAAGCUUGUCUCAAACUGCUUCAGCCAGUAAAGCUUGGAUAACAGCUAGAAGUAAGAAAUGACUACCACAGUGCUUGGAAUAUCCCAAGUUCCUAAAGUAUCCAAAAUAAUCAUGUAGCCUAGUAAGUCUGGACUUUAAAGAACUGCCUUUUCACCAGACAUCCUGAAGCUUUCAUAUUUAAGAGAUUGCAGUAAGUGAAUGCAGUAGCAUAUAGAAGACUGAAUGUAAAGCUAACAUAUGAGAAGGAAAAGAUGACAGAGCAUCAUAAUAACAAUUUCUCUACAAUAUUAGAUACCGCAGAGUCUGGGUGAAUAUUUUACCCAUGCUCACUGCACCCCAGAUGGUAAAAUUCUUAAAAAUAAUUCAGUUACUGCCUUUAUAACUAUUUUUCCUCCUCUAAAAUAUGCACAAUAUUCUAGGAAAAUAAGCUUUUAUUCCAUCAGGCUUACUUGACUGGAGAGUGCUGUUACCAUCUUGACAAAUCUGGCACAGAAGGAUUCUUCAGUAAAUAACUCUGUUCUAAGCCUACCUCUGUCACACAGUAAUGUGGCUUCCAACUUUAUCUAAUGGAUUAUAAGGACUAGCACAUACAAUGCCUGGCAUUCAGGGUAUACUGUACUUGGAUGAAUCCAUAUUUCAUAUAAUUUUGUGCUUCCAUUUUAACUAGUGAGAUGAAUCCAGAAUUUAUCCUUGUACAGCUCGUCCUUUUCCUCCUCCUCUUUUGUCUGUAUAGCACACAGAGAAAUCCUAUGGUUUUUCUUUUACAACAAUACAAGCAUAAGAUGUCACUGACUUCUAACCAUGCCAUUGGAUUGGGAGUCUCCUCAGCAAAGAGAUUUUUUCAGGAAGAAGCAGUAAUGGGACAGUUUUUCUCAGUCUUCCUUUGAAUAUUGCAUGUAUGCUUUUUCUCUCAUCUUGCACAUUGUGGUCUGACUCAAAGAAGACGAGACAUACUUUGAAAAGAACCGCGGAGGGAUUAUUGUUUAUGUAAAGAAUAUUGUAUCCCAAAGCUCAUGCUUGUGAGGAAAAAUUGUAAAGUUUUGUUCUUCUCAAAUUCUGUUCUCCCAUGAAUUCAUGUGACAAAACUCUCUGGGCAAAAGAAUUCAAGCAAGUGCCUUAACUGUCCUUGAGUUGUUAGAUCUUGGCACUUCAGGGCACUGUGCAGAAUAUCAGCAGCUCAGAAACGUUUUCAGUGUCAAGCUGAUGGGCAGUGUUAGCAUAUUUGCUGCAAUCCUAUACAUGUCAAGCCAAGGAAAAGCUUUCUCUCUACCACUGUUUCUGCCAUUUUCUUCCCUAAAUAUUUAUCAACAGUUAAGCCAGAGCAAAGAACCUCUGAUAGUGAGUGAAAGCCUUAUGUUACAAAGUUGGUUCUCUGACAACCUCUAUUUAUAUGUACAUUUAACCUUCCAACUCAACCAUUAGAAAUGAUGACUCCACCAUUCAUAUAUAGCGCCUAUAACUCUUCUAGAGAGUUGAAAUUAAUGUUUUAGAUGUUAACAAUUCCUUGAAUGCAAGUGUGCUAUGAACUGUCACACAGAAAAAACACUGAUUCAGAUCAAAGCUGUAGUCAGGUGGAAAGAGUUUGGGUUCUGAAGAAGGUAACCAGUCUGAAGAAGUGAGCAUUUCCGUGUCUGUGGCAUUUAAAAAAAAGACUUAGCAAACUUUAAUAUUUAAAAAGCUCAUCUAACAUUUAAAUUCUAACAAAUGUCAAUGAAAAUGCCUUCAUCAUAUGUAACAACCACCCCUAAUUAAUUAAUCCAUGUAGAGGCACUUAUAGAAGUUUUCAGAGCAGCAAUUUCUGGUGACUUAUGCUUUACUUCCCCUAGGACUGGGGUGGUUAUCCCUGAAAGUAGGUAAAUAUUCUCAGGCUAUGAAUCAGGAGAAAACUUGCAUAAGAAACUUUAAAUGAAAAAAAAUCAUCUUUAAUAGAAGACUGAAAUUUAACUUUCCCUUCUAAAGCAGUUUGUUUUGGUAUUUUUACUUAUUUCUUGGAACUUAAGUUACAGGACAAAUACAUCAGUUUGGAAAUGUAUGCUGUCAAGGUCACAUGCAUCUCACCAGUGAAUUCCUAUUUUUGCACAUUUAUGCCACAAAAAGCUAUAGUCUCACUUUCCUUUGAAUUUAAGAUAUCUCUCUACAAUUAUACUUUUAUUUAUUGCAUUUAAAAUAGAAAAAGAAAAUUCUUUUGGGUGGAAAUAACAAUACUCUUUUGUGUAAAUGUUACUAGUCGCUCAUUCUGUUAAUAUAGUUUGAUCCUAGGGCUUUUGCUUAUUUUUCUGUUGCAUUGUCUAUGAACUUUAUUUGUUUGGACUCUGUUAUAUCUGUCAACAAUUGAAAUAAUAAUAAUCAUAUAAGUAUUCAUAAAAGAGCAACUCUAGUGUUUUAAAUGCAUCCACGUAUGCUCUGAGACAGAGAUAUUGAUUGGGAGUCUUCAGAGAUGGAAACUUUUAAAUAAUGAACAAAAACCUUGCUGUGAAAUGAACUCUGCAGAUUGCUGGGUGGCAUGGUCUGUCUGUGUGCUUGCUUGCUUGUUUUUUAUGUUUGAAGUUCUACUUGGUGUUUGGUGAUAAACCUGUGCUGUAGGUCAGAUCUGGAAAUAAGCACAUGGCUGAAUAAAUAGGCUUUUCCUAGAUAUGUAUCUGAACAUGUACAAAUACAAUAUUGACAUGGACAGUGCGGAAGGAUUCAAGAAACAUGUGGAAGAAGUAAAACAGAAAUCCUUGCUACAGUUUGUAGCAAAAUGUUCAGAAAGGCUCAAACAAGUUUUCUGCUGUUUAAGUAGAAGAGUAAUGAUGUAACCCUUCUGAAUAGCUAUGAUAUGCUUCAACAUGAUGCAGACUUAUCAUAUACAGCAUCCUGGAAGGGCCAGUUCUGUUACACGUUAUAGAGUGCAGGCUUCUUUCUAACCAACUUUUAUUUUUUGAUCUCUUAAAUAUUUCUGAAUGUACUAAGAAGGCCAAACAUGAUAUGGUAGAUUUUUUUUUAUUGCAUUUUAACAUGUGCCUUGCAAUGCCUAUGUUGUAUGUCAGUGUUACUGAUGACCAUCUCUGCCAGAGAUGCACAUAAGCAAAUUAGGGUUAUCAGACAUUAAUGCAGACAGCUCUACUACUAUCUGAAUGGCAUUAAGGGUGUCUCUCCAUGGCACUAAGAUACCUGGGCUAACUCUCCCUAAUCCAGUCUGUUUCUCAGCAGGGCUAAUUAGCUUGGACAGAGCACAACACUAUUGUAGUUAUUCUACUCCUGGGAAGCAAGCUACAGCUCAUUUACAGCUAGCUCAGGUAUUGUUACGCAGGGGUGUACUGUGCUGUGUAGCGAUACUGUAUGUGAAACAUAUUCUGUAGAAUGUAGAAAUGUCAAAACCCAGUCCCACAGUGUAUCAAGUUUGUGGUGAUGGUAUAUCAGAGAUGGACUGAAUGAACAGCUGCAGCUUUUUAUUUACCUUCAAGUGGCGCUGGGAAGGAAUAUUUUAUUUUUGAUUUUUCAGAAAGACUCAGAGUGUUUUGAUAUCCUAACCAAAAAUAAAAGUGAAAUGGCUUCAGAAUGAGUAAAAUGCAUCUGAAUUGGUUUUCAGGUAUAUUUAACUAGAAAUACUAAUGCAUGAACUUUAGCCAUGUAGUCCAGUAGACUUCAUAAUGACCUUUCAUCACAGCAUACAUGCUAGAAAUUGUGAGCAAAACUUGGUAAUUGAAACCACAUCCCAGAAUGUCAUGUUCAUAAUGACACUACCAUAGAUACAGUUUUACAAAUUUUUGAUAAAGUUUCUCUAGCUUAAGUUGUCUUGUGUAUUCCUAAAGGCCACCUUACCCCCUUCUCCUUAUCCCAUACCCCAUCUCUUUCUCCGAAAGGUCUCUUUCACAGACCAGAACAAAACCACCAAACUCCAUUCUGUUCCACUGGUGUGAGUCCAUAUCCACUCUGUUGACUUCUUCAAUAAUUACUUUGGUUUUACAUGUGUAAACAGCAGAAUUUUGGUUUGCAUGGAGUAGUAGUUUAACCAGUUAUGAAGAGCUGUCUUAGUAAUUACAUUAAAUUGUUUAUCAAAUGUCUUUGCUAUUUUAUGGGUUUUUUUCCCCCUUUAAGGUGACCUCAGUGACAAGUCUAGUAUGGAAUGUGGAACAACAUUCUUUGAUUCUUACAUCUCUAGUUUCUGUGCAAUUUGGGUGGGGGAUAAAGGGGAGAGACUUCACUCUAUUUUAAAUUGAUAAAUAGGAUCGUAUUCUAUUAGUGGCUUUUGUUUUACCUGCUGUGUUCUAUUCAUGACUGUUCUGGGAACAGAGCUUGCCUCUAAGCUGAUGAGUAGGUAUCCCUUUCUGGGUUGCUUUAGGAAUAUCAGUACCUUCAUCUAUUUCUGGAACCUAAAUCAAGUGGCAGCCCCAAGUAUAUUGCUGAGGAAAAAGGGCCUUAGAGUAGUAAUAUAUUUCCUAAAUUAGUUUAUGAUCUUCCUCCAGACUUGAUAUAGUCAAUGAUUAACUAUCUUGCCUUUAUAUUCCUCCAAACCCUACAGUUUCAGUGCCUUGCCUCAAGGUGAAUGGUUAGAGUAUGAAUCCCUUACGAAGGGGGACACCAGCACUGAUUUGAGAUGUGAUUUAGCACAGAGUAUUGUUAAACCGACAUGUCGUUCCUGUGUCUUAGAAGCGCUAUCAUGCAUUUUGUUUACCGCGACAAAUACAAUCAGAACUCUUCAACCACUCAGUCAGCGCACCCAGUCUUUAUGCUACCAGAUCACUUGUCUGGUAAGCUCUCCAGUAAAUAAAAUAGUUAGACAUCUGUAAUGUGAUUAGUGGUCCUAAAAAAAGAUAGAUCUAAGAUUGAAUGUGCUUCUAUAAUAGCUUUUCUUCUGGAGUGUUGCUUACAAGGUGGUCCUACAUUCAAAAGGUGAGUUGUUGUAGUAGAAAGGGUUAUUAAUUGCUUAUUUAAUUUUAAAUAACUCCUAUUAUUAGAGUUCAGAUCAGUUAGGCAUUUCCAAUGAAGCUGUUGAAUUUGCCCUGCCUUUUGCUUUAAUCUGUAAUAUCUAGGUCAGUAACUGAGUACAUUUGGUAACUGUCAAGAGGUAAGUGUGCUAGGCACUUGGAACAUCCGCAAAGUGCAUUCUGGGAGCUAACCCCAAAUCAUUUAAACAAUCUUUUUAUAUACACUUCUGUACAGAAGGCUUGCCCCAUUAAGCAGAGUAUUGAAGUGGUUUUCAUUUUAUGUAUUCUGUGCUUGCGAACUUUUGGGGUAAGAAGCGUUCCAAUUUACUCAUAAUUUGACAGGAUUACUGUUUUAGCAAAUUAAGUUUAUGUGAUUCCUUUCCUUUCAUUGGAAAUAUUUCCCCACAUAUAAAACGGAAUAAUAAUUGUUAUGAUUGUCAGGUGUCUUUUGUCUUCAGCUAAAGCAGUGUAUUUUUCAUUUGAGAUAUUCCUGAGCUUUACUGAUUCAGGACCAUGGUCUGCCAGAGCAUUGCAUACCUUGCAAGUGCUGGGUGCAGAACAACAGUGGGAUGAAUCUCCUACAGAAUACGUAAGGCAGCUUUAUUGUGGGUAAGAUUAUAUUUUUCUUUCUAUCCCCUAUUUUCAGGGGUCUUAGUGUGGCCAAAAUCAUUCACAUGAAGCUGACAAAUGGAAUAUAAGUUCUCAGCUGGGGUGUUUGCUUCUGUUAGUAUUUUUGAAGGAAUAGUUUGUAUUAAAUGAAGUAGAAGAAAUGUUGUCAGGGGUUUAGAUUUAUUGUGCUUUUCUAAUAUUUUGGAUUUUCAACUGAGCAUUUUGUGUACAGUUCUAGAUUAUGAACUGUUUAUUUUGACUUUUGCUGCAGUUAUGUAAUAUGUUGUGUUAUGUGCAUUUCUUCUUUUCAGUGAAUAAUAUGCAUGACUUUGUGCCUAUAGUAUUUAUAUUGUACCUAGAAUGCCACAGCAGACACUUUUUGAGUUAUCACUGCCUCAGAUCCAUAGUUAAUGUACUGAGGACUUAAAGGGUAGGCAGUUAAUGGUCAAAACUCUACUUUUUAAAGUCUGUAUCUUACACAGAAACUCCCUCUUUCCCUCAUGUUGCAGACAUGCAUUCUCUGGAGGCUUUAUUCAUAAGUAAUAUGUAAAUGAUAUAUUUUCAAUUAGGGUGAUGAACUGGGGGCCACUGGAAUGAAUAAAAUACAACUUUCCAUGAUAAACUACCCAAGUAAUGUCUGUCGAAAUAUGUACGUGACCAAUGUUUCAUGAGCAUCCUGAAAGCUUUUAAAUAUGCACACCAACCUUAAACAUAUUACUUUAUUACAGCUUCCUAUUUAGACCAAUAUAGCAUACCAGUUUAUUUGCAAUUUUUAAAAUUUGCUGAAGUUUUCCUAAACAAAAAAAUCUUUUUAUCUCCCAUUGGAUAAAAUAAAUGAGAAGCGUGAGACUUUUAGCUUGUUACAACAUGGAGAGCUGCCCCGGGGUGACUCUGGCCUCUGCAGUAGGCACAUUCCCCUCCCUCCCCCAUUCCACCACAAUGGCUUCCAAGCGUUUUGAAGCAUUCCAGUGACUUUGAAGCAUUUUGCCAUUUGAAUUGUUAUUUCAAACCCAGUUUGUUGCUAGCAGCUGUGUGAAAGUUGUUUAAAACCAAAUUGAUGUGGACACCUCUCCACUGGCUCACCAAAGUAACAUAAUGACACUAAUUGACAUCACCCAGUUGGUAGACUGAGCUAUACGCUGACACUUUAAUGGUACUUUUGAUUCAGAUGUGGCAGUAGUGUGAACAAGCCUUCCCUAGUCUCUUCUGCCCUGCCCCGCAAUGAACAAAAAUGGAUUUUUAUUGUCCAC